GUGGUUGGUCGGGGGGGGGGAAAGUAAGACCAAGGCAGGAGCAUCUUGAGAUACGUCUUCCUUUUUUAGCCUUUUGUGUUAGAAAGUCUCAUAUGUGACGUAUUAAUAAUUGAGAGCAGACGCGGAGCCGCCAUGACUGCCGCCAGCACUGACCCACACGCUCUAUAAGUCAGUGAAAAAGUGCGAAUUGGAGCGGAACUGGACUGUUUUAUCUCCGGGAAUAGACGACGAGGCGGACUGGGACACGAACAACGACUCAAAUCAGAGCAGGUGCGUUAGCGAACUAGGAGAGAAACGAGGGGGGGAAAAAGCCCGGGAAACUCCCCGUCACUUACUUUUUGAAAGUGGACUAAAAGACGACAACUUCUCGGUUUUCACUCCGGUAUGUUGGCGCUUUGCCUGCUGGGCGCCGUGUGGCUGGCGGCGAGCCCCAGCCGCGCUCAGAACGAGACGGAGCCCAUCGUCCUGGAGGGCAAGUGUCUGGUGGUGUGCGACUCCAACCCCACCUCGGACCCCACCGGGACCGCUCUCGGCAUUUCGGUGCGUUCCGGCAGCGCCAAGGUGGCGUUCUCGGCCGUCCGGAACACCAACCACGAACCUUCGGAAAUGAGCAACCGGACAAUGGUCAUCUACUUUGAUCGGGUUCUCGUAAACGUUGGGAAGAAUUUCGAUGAGGAGAGAAGUAAUUUCAUCUCGCCACGAAAAGGGAUUUACAGUUUUAACUUCCACGUAGUUAAAGUCUACAACCGCCAAACAAUACAGGUGAGCCUCAUGCACAACGGCUGGCCGGUGAUUUCGGCUUUCGCCGGCGACCAGGACGUGACCCGCGAGGCGGCCAGCAACGGGGUUCUGAUCCAAAUGGAGAAGGGAGACCGGGCUUACCUCAAACUGGAGAGAGGAAACUUGAUGGGCGGAUGGAAGUACUCCACCUUCUCCGGCUUCCUGGUGUUCCCCAUGUAGAGGCGAGGGCGAGGAGGCUGCCAAUGGGAAGUACAAUGAAGAAAGGGAGCGUUACGGAGGGGAGACAUGUCAGGACAGACCUCUGUUUGGGACGCCGACGGAGGUGGAGACGAGAAGGUGGGAGAUGUGAGCUUCGACGCGUGGCCAUCUUCUUCACUUCCCCUCAUCCUUCCAUCCAUCCAUUCCUAAAUGCAGUUUUGGACAAUUGAAACCUUUUUAUUCUCUUCUUCAUCCUUAAUGUUUCAAAGUGUAACCUAAGUCUCUUACUGUCACCUCAUUCACAGCUUUGAGGAAUGUCUCACAAAUUAACUGUUGUCCUUUUAGUAUUUUGGUGGUGAAGCCAAAACCAAACAAAGCUGCUCAAAAGAUAUCCUCCAUUUUUUGUAUUUAAUUUUUAUUUUUAAAUGUUUAUUUUGUUCCUCAUUGCACUUUUAGAGCAGCUUUGGAUGCCGUGAUGUCCUCCACUAGCAGACAAGUACCACAAAACCAGCACAAUGCAACACUAAUACACUUAAAGCUUUCUGGAAGAAGGUCAUCGACGCAACAAUAACACCAGGACACGCUUCAAAAUUGCAGAGCAUGGGAAAAAAUGUUUUUCGGACACAAUCUUGUUGUUUAUAAAGCUGCAGUUACAUGACCUCUUCCUGCUUCCCUUCCAUCUUUCAUCUCAGCCUCCCCACCUGUACUUUUAUCUGCUGCUGUACUCGUUUGGCCUCUGGGCACGGACUAUUCCUGGCUUUUACUUCAGUGUUGGACUUUGGAACUCUCCGAAAAAACAACAACAAUAUACAUAAGUGAUAUAAUAUAGAGCAAAGCAAGUCACUCUUUCUACUCCACCACUGUAUCACGACGAUGCUAAAUAUAAUACUUUCAACUGAACCUGGCUGAUGACUAUAACGUCUGUAUAUUCUGUAUUUUGGUGUUCUAUGAAAGGAAGAAAAAAAAUAUUCUAAGGGAAUCUUAUAGUGAUUUUAUGUGGAAAAGUGGGCUGCUGUUCUGCUUUGACUUAAAAUGAAAAUAUGAUGCUUUGUGUUUUUGUUUUAGUUCAAACCAAGUUGUGGCUAAAUAUCUCAUACUACUACAUAAUAUCGUAUAUUACCAGCUCUAUUAUUUAUUAUCUUGCCUGUAAAUGACAUGUGAAUACCUAGUCUAUCAAAAAUGGAUUUAUCUGCUGUUUUUUAUGUUUAUUUUCUUUGCUCCAAUGAAACAAUAAAAAUUAAAUGUACUUUUAUUUUCUUUAACCUA
Nerophis lumbriciformis (worm pipefish) is the source of this 2205-nucleotide messenger RNA. RefSeq names its product cerebellin 1 precursor (gene cbln1). Gene Ontology annotation, molecular function: protein binding. Gene Ontology annotation, cellular component: glutamatergic synapse; synaptic cleft. Gene Ontology annotation, biological process: maintenance of synapse structure. The record is from RefSeq and is a predicted model, not a curated record. Lineage: Eukaryota; Metazoa; Chordata; Actinopteri; Syngnathiformes; Syngnathidae.